AUGUCUCGCGUCUGCCAGAAUGAUGGGUCGUUCGGACCGGGUAUUGGCUCAUGCCGCGGGGGGUUCGACUUCACGCUCGUCUUCGAAGACAGUGUGCUCGGUCUACUGCCGCAAGCCGCCUUGCUGCUGCUGGCACCUGUCCGAUUGGCUACGCUCCGCCGACGACGCGACCGGGUGGCCAAGAAUUCCCACCUCGGGUUCCUGAAGACGGCACGUUAUGUCUUGGCCGCCGUUGAGCAUAAAUCUCUCGAUAAGCGAGAGUUGUUCUACUCCGACCGGGACCGUAGACUGCCUCCCGAAGAAACGAUCGGCUUGUUUGGAAAGAGGCUGUUCUGGUACCUCAAUGGCUUGUUCAGGGAAGGCUACCAAAAGAUCCUCAAGCCCACGGAUCUGUACAACAUCGAUGCGGAUCUUGCCUCCAAGGAACGGGCAGCCGCUUUCCAAAAUGCAUGGGCAAGACAGGACAAGCAGAAGAGCGCAGCCCUGGCUAGGACCAUUUUCAAGGUGCUCUGGCUAGACUUGCUUUUGCCAGUUAUCCCAAGACUGCUCCAAAUGGCCACAAGUCUAAGCCAACCGUACCUAAUUACAGCUAUGAUCAAGUAUGUUGACGAUCGCGAGGAUCCGAGCACGCAGAAUACGGGAUAUGGUCUAGUCACCGCUUUCGCGCUCAACUAUACGCUCCUUGCCAUUGCUUCGAGCUGGACCGCGCAAUGCGUGGCCCGAUUCUCCACGAAGCUUCGUGGCUGUUUGAUAUCGCUUAUCUACGAAAGGACGCUACACACCUCUUCAAAGGACGUAGAUCUUGGCGCAGCGACAGUUCUCAUGAACGUCGAUGUUGAGAAACUGCUUGGUGGCUGCCGCCAAAUGAACGAGAUUUGGGCUGCUUUUGUAGGCACAGCUGUAGCUCUAUACAUCCUCUAUACGCAUCUCGGCGCCGCCUUCGUGGCUCCAUUCUUGACCGUCUUGAUCACUACGGGCAUCUGCACCUGGAUCGGAAAAAAAUUGAGGGGCCGCCAACUUCUCUGGGCUGCAGCUACACAGCGACGGGUGACUGCAGUCUCAUAUGUUGUCGGUUGCAUGAAGGGAGUUCGAAUGCUCGGACUUUCCGAUACCGUCUUUCGCAUGCUCACGAAGCUUCGGGAACUUGAGGUUGCCGCCAACCAGCAUAUCCGGAGACUUCUGGUUUGGGUGUUGUUGCUAUCGAACGUCAUGUUUCAACUGACCACUCUAGCAACCUAUGUCACCUUCGCCGUAAUCAUGCUUGUGAAAACCAACAGCACUGGCCUCGACUUCCACAAACUUUAUGGCUCCUUGUCGGCUCUAAAACUAGUCACGUCUCCGAUGAUGAUUGUGCUGCAACUAAUUCCUACUCUGCAGACGAGUCUCGCUUCGCUAUAUCGAAUCGAGCAGUUCCUCAAGUCUGGCGCCUUUGAACCUGAGCAGUUAGAGCACUCCGCUCCAGCCUCAGUAUCCGAAGGCGUCGAGCUAGCCCCACUCUCCGCAGGCGUCAAGAACGCCGGCUCGCCUGCUCCGAUGCUCUCCUUCAGAAAUGCAACCUUCACGAUAGACGAACAGCCACUUCUGUUCGAUAUCAAGACGAGUUUCCGGCCUGGCUCGUUCACGAUGAUCAUUGGCAAGGUCGGUUCUGGAAAGUCCAUCUUUCUCCGCGCUGCCGUUGGCGAAAUGAAGUUAUGGAGUGGUUCCUUCCAGCCAUGCACUUCGGGAACAUCCUUCUGUGAUCAAACAGUAUGGCUUCGCAACGCUACUGUACGACAGAACAUCAUUGGCGAGGACGAAUUCGACGAAGCAUGGUACAACAAGUGUACCGCCACCUUUGCAGGUCUCCUCCGGAAAUCGAAUGCUACAGUCAUACUGGCCACACACGCAACUUAUUACGCUCGAUAUGCGGACCGGAUAAUAGUUUUAUCCGACGGCCGGGUCUCAGAGGAAGGCACAUAUCAACAACUUGCGGAAAGGAAUGUUAACUUCAAGGCUCUCGACGGGAGUGCUGGCGAAGAGAACCAUGACAUAGACUCUUGCGCCGAUACCCAUACGGAUCUUGACGUGCCAUUCGAGCUACCUUCACCUCAAACGGAGCCCGACGCCGAGGAUGAAGAUGAGGAGGAUUCGUCGCGGCGGGCUGGAGAUAGACGAAGCUUCUUCUUCAUGAUGAAGGCUAUUGGGCCACUGCACGUCUCAAUAUACUGGACCACGGCUACUAUAGCCACUGUUGCCACUCAGAUUCAAUACUUGUGGCUAAAGUGGUGGGCACAGUCAGACGACACCAGCAGAUCCGCCUCAAUCCGCAAUCUGUACUUGUUCAUCGUUGUUACCUUGGUCAAUAUCCUUCUAUACCUUGCCUGGAUAGGACAUUUUGAGAUGUGUUUCGUUAAACGGAUGAGCCUGUCGCUACACGCCAGCCAGCUGAAGUCUUUGAUGCGGGCCAAGUUUUCAUACUUGGCGUCGACAGACAUAGGGUCUAUCACCAACAGAUUUUCCCAGGAUAUCGUCUUAGUCGACAAUCAACUACAGAUCGCCUAUGUUAACGUAACCUCCGAGUUUCUACUUUUGGUAGCAUCAGUCGCCAUUCUGGUCGUGGCAACGCCUCCGGUGGCGGCCACCAUCCCCUUACUUGCGGGAGUCUGCUAUUGCAUUCAACGGGUAUAUCUUCGGACUUCAAGACAGGUCCGCUUGAUGGACCUCGAGGCAAAAGCGCCACUAUGCACCCACUUCCUCGAGAGCCUGGCCGGUAUCGUCACUAUACGAGCCUUUGGAUGGUCGUCCGCCUAUCGAAAGAAGAAUUCUGAAUAUCUUGACCAGUCGCAGAUACCCUUCUACUUGCUGUUUGCGAUCCAGAACUGGCUGAAUAUGGUACUCGAGCUUAUGGUCGCUGGUCUUAUCACUGUUAUCGUCGGCUUGGCAGUCGGUCUUCGUUCGAAAGUUGAUCCUGGUUACCUGGGUUUGGCCCUCGUGUCAGCUAUGGACCUUGGCUGGAAUUUUCGCAUCAUCAUUUUGGCGUGGACUGAGCUGGAGACGUCUCUUAGCGCUGUUACUCGUAUACGACAAUUCGCCGCAACACCAUCAGAGUCUCAAGAGCUCAUGCAAGCCGACCCGCCAGAAUCAUGGCCGAUGCAUGGUUCGGUCGCUUUCAAGAACUUUGCCGCGAGCUACUCUGACAAAGGGAAGUCGGUAUUGAAGGGCAUCGACCUAAACAUCAAAGCGGGUGAAAAGAUUGGGAUUUGUGGUCGGACAGGAAGCGGGAAGUCCAGCCUCGUCGCCGCGCUCUUUGGGCUUCUCCACCAGCAGGAAGGUGAGAUCCUUAUCGACGGUAUACCUACCGUGGAUGUGUCCUUGUCUCUCCUCAGAUCCAAGAUCAUCGCUUUACCCCAGGAGCCUUUCUUCCUAACAGGCACUGUACGAUAUAAUCUUGCGCCAUGGACACCAGAAGCAAACCGGCCUUCGGUUUCCGACAAUCAGAUGAAGGACGCACUCCAGCAGGUGCACCUCUGGGACAAACUGAGCUCCGCUGCAGAGGGUCAGCAAUCGGCUCUGGACCUGAGCUUAGACAACGUAGAUAGCCUACUAUCUCAAGGCGAGCGUCAGCUAUUCUGCCUUGCGCGCGCCAUUCUCAUGGAUGGGAAAAUCGUGGUGCUCGACGAAGCUACUAGCAGUGUUGAUGCCCAGACCGACGCCCUCAUGCAGCGCAUACUCCGCACCGCCUUCGCCGACCGUACUAUCAUCGCCAUCGCUCACCGUCUCGAUACCAUCCUCGACUUCGACCGCGUCGUCGUAAUGGACGCAGGGGGGAUUGCGGAGAUAGAGCUAUUUGAGAGAGGGACGUUGAGGAGACGGGUACGGGAGCCGGUACGGGAGAUGCGCGCAUGGGUUGAUAGGGUCGCAGAAUGGCGGUGUGUUGGAUGCGGGUCUGGUGUGUCAUUUAGUGCAUUCUCAGCUCGCUUUCACAGUGCGCGAAUGGAAGGGUUACUGUCUUGGAUCAUCAUGGCAUGUUUAUUGGGUACUGGUGCCCUUCGGUACCCAAUUCGAGUCUCUAGUCGCAGGUCUCUCCUUCUUAUAAGUCAGUCUACCUCCAACCCUACAGUUUACCAAUAUGAUGAUUUCAGCACCGUCUCCAUCAAGAAUGUGCACGGACGCGCACGGAAGCAACGCACCUCGCGUUCUCAAUACUGUGCAAAAGGACCCCUGCCCGCGGAGUCCAACGGGCUUAACUCCGAGGCCGAAGCUCAGCUGCUCCGAUACGAAGCCGGGCAGAGGAACGCUUUUGAUGAAUACGGACGGCAAAACCCGACCUCCGUUCUGGUUACACGAUUACCUUGA
Messenger RNA from Trematosphaeria pertusa, 4335 nucleotides. Its product is annotated as P-loop containing nucleoside triphosphate hydrolase protein. Gene Ontology annotation, cellular component: membrane. Gene Ontology annotation, biological process: transmembrane transport. The transcript is spliced from 17 exons. NCBI's taxonomy places the organism in Eukaryota, Fungi, Ascomycota, Dothideomycetes, Pleosporales, Trematosphaeriaceae. Gene Ontology annotation, molecular function: ABC-type transporter activity; ATP binding; ATP hydrolysis activity. The record is from RefSeq and is a predicted model, not a curated record. The coding region runs from base 1 to 4335 and encodes 1444 amino acids.